Messenger RNA from Staurois parvus, 369 nucleotides. The record is from the annotation of a GenBank genome assembly. Lineage: Eukaryota; Metazoa; Chordata; Amphibia; Anura; Ranidae.
GCCAAAGAUGUCGGCUUGGUCAUGUAAUCAGCUGUGUCCAAUCACAGCGAUCACUCGGUGGGGACAUGUACAUUGAUCUUCAGGGCACCGAUGAUCAGUGUGCCCUAAUGAUCUGUGUAGCCCCAGCAGUGCCACCUGUCAGUGCUCAUCAGUGCCAACUCUCAGUGCUCAUCCAUGCCACCUGCCAGUGCCCAUCAGUGCCAAAUCAAUGCCACAUAUCAGUGCCCAUCUGAGCUGCCUUUCAGUGUCACCCAUCAGUGCCAGUCCGUGCCACCUAUCAGUGCCAUAUAUGAGUGCUGCCUUUCAGUGCCCAUCAGUGAUGCCUGUCAAUGUCCAUCAGUGCCACCUAUCAGUGCCUCCUCAUCAGUG